Salvelinus namaycush (lake trout) is the source of this 1921-nucleotide messenger RNA. Its product is annotated as protein snail-like. The record is from RefSeq and is a predicted model, not a curated record. Bases 192 to 1739 code for a protein of 515 amino acids. Lineage: Eukaryota; Metazoa; Chordata; Actinopteri; Salmoniformes; Salmonidae. Gene Ontology annotation, molecular function: DNA-binding transcription factor activity, RNA polymerase II-specific; RNA polymerase II cis-regulatory region sequence-specific DNA binding. Gene Ontology annotation, biological process: regulation of transcription by RNA polymerase II. The transcript has 3 exons.
GUGACCAAUAAUAAUUUAUUCACUUAACGUUUUAGUUAUUUAGGCGUUUGUUAACACCGGGGAACUCAAAAUAUGACUUAUUUAACUUCCCAGCAUCACAUAUUUACCCCCAAGUAGUGUUUAAUUCGUGUUGGAGAAAGCACUUGUUGAUAUAGGUCAUCUAGGUAAUGGUAUUUAGCUAGCUGCUAAGAAUGGCUAACUGUAACGAUAUGGUUUUUCACACUCAAAUAGCCUCCAUCAUGGAGGUUCUAGCGAAUACAGCCGUGGCAGAGAUCUGUAAACUCGUAGACGACGACUAUGCAGUGUUUCGUUUGGAAAUAACUCAAAGCCAGAAAGAAAACAGGACAUUGCGGAGGAAACUACAGCUACUGGAACUGAAGGUGGCACGGGAACGUCGUCCCAGUAGUGUCAAGAUCCUCGAGCGAUACAGAGGACUGGCAAGAGGUGAAGGACAUCUCACUGGAGGUCACAGGAGCAUUGUGAAGCCAGCAGGACACAAUACAUGGAGAGAUGACCAACCAAUUACAGUUGAUGAGGGGAGUGGAUCCUCAACCCAGCAUGUUAUCGUGAUAGAGUCUGCAGAGGCUGCAAGUCCCGGGGUGAAGCUAGAGAGGUCUGAAGGAGAGGAGGACCCACGGCACAGGAGAGACAGCCAGACUGAAGUCGAGGACCCUACCACCGCCGCAGCGCAGCCCAGGACCCGACGCAGCACCACGGAGGUCAGUGGAACGCUGAACGCCGUCCUCAAGUCAAAGACAGACAACAAGACUUUAACUGUAACUCACAGUCUCUUACAUACAGGACCUGACCAUAUAUCAGACCCAGGUCUGGGGAGACUGGGCUGUCCUCCUGCUCCCGGCUCAGACUAUUUACCGGUAUUUCACCAGAGCCAGAGGCCUGUUCAUUCCCGUGGGGAUGGAGACACGUUAGAUACUGGUGGUGAUGAUCCUGCUUGUUCUUACACUACAGAGGACCCAGAGGACCUCAACAUGCCCAUGUGUUUAGAGACACAGACAGAUCUGUCUAUAGGGGACUGGAACCAGUACAGUAGUAGUGUAUACUCUGAAGGGUACUUAGAUAAGAAAGGGGAGGGGCUGGUCAUAGAUGAAGUGACUGUGAAAUUGGAGGGUGACCUUCCUCCCACAUGGAAUGCAGAUCACCUAAGAGAAGGACACUCGCAGGGCAGAGAUUUCUUAGACUACAGGGAAAGCUUAGAGACAAAUCCAAAUGUUGCGACCUACUCCCCUUUACACACGCUCAGAGAGCGCAACCCUGUGUCCACGUCGAUGGGGUCUAUUGAUUCACACGGCCACAUCCUUUUCGAUCAGGUAUUGAACUCAAACAGGGAUAAAACCCAGGCAUGGGGAGGGGGAGCAACAUCAGGCAAUAGUAAAGAGAAACGGUUCCUCUGCAUGUUCUGUAACAAAGGCUUCAGCUGCCCCCAGAAGGUGGAGAUCCAUCAGAGGGUCCACACAGGAGAGAAACCAUUCAGCUGCACCCAGUGCCACAUGCGCUUCACUGAGGCUGGCACCCUGAAGCGGCACCAAAGGGUCCACACAGGGGAGAAACCUUACAGCUGCCCCCAGUGUGAGAAGAGGUUCUCCCGCCAGGACAAACUGAAGAUGCACCUGAAGGUCCACACGGGAGAGAGGCCGUUCGCCUGUACGCACUGCGGGAAGAGGUUCUCAGAGAGGAGCUACCUCAGAAUACAUCAGGAAAAAACCCAUUCCACUCUAUAACAUAGAAAGUAACUAUUCCAUUUGAUAGCUUCUGACUUUUAGAUCAAAGCCGCAUUAAAGGUAGACUUUCAAUUUCCGCAACAACUAAGAGCGUUGGAAGUGCAAGGCCCAGACAUUGGAAUAUACACUGAGUGUACAAAACAUUAGGAACACAUGACAUGGACUGACCAGGUGAAAGCUAU